CAAGACGUGGGUCGGUGUGUGUAAUAUAGUCUUUAGGAAUUUUGACAGCGCUUGCGCUAAUCGUCGAUCGCAGCGCCCUCAUGCUAUCGUUGAUGUUAUUCAGUUUUAUAAAGAUUUUUGUAGCGCUGGUUGUGCUGCUCAAUUGCCGGUACACAUUAAAUAGGAAAUGCAACAUUUUUCAUAUUUUAUAUAUGUUUGUUGGACGUUUCAUGACAUAAUUAGUUUGUGAUAAAGUUCGUUGUGUUGAUUUGCUUUAAAAUCAGUUGUGAACAGUCUGUGUUAGUGUGUUUUAUUUUCGUAUAAUUUCAGUUUAGUGGUUGUGCAAGGAUUUGUCCCAUCGACUCUUGGUUCGCUGCCUUAUUCUGCAUUCUCUCGAUAUAUGAGAUGUCCUCGCGGUGAAAGUGAAGUACACUCGAGUGCGACCCGCCAUGGCGUCGUAGGCAGAGAUAUCGGGAGAUAGUUGCGGUGUGAUCGCGUCAGGUCGCGAUGGGCGCGCCGGGCGUCUCGGACGAGUAUUCGCCGCCGCGUCUCUCGCGGCUCCUCCACGCGUUGCCGCACAUCAACGUCACACUACAUCGCGUUAAUGACACCUUCGCACCAAACUCACCAGUUUAUCUAGAGAGCUUGGGCAUCCUCGGUUCGAUACCGGGCGCAUGGCUGAUCCUGACGUUAACAGUGCUACUGAUCUACCUGCUGACAAGAUGCUGCGACAGAAAACAACGACCUCCACGGAGUAUCACGGCUUUGAAGAUAACGCUGAUGAUUUUAUCGGUGCUAUGUUGUGGCGCCAUCGGCGUUGGUCUCUUCGGGAACGAUGACCUGCACAACGCUAUGCUGCAGAGCAUCCAAGCCGGCAACCAGCUCGCAGCGCUAGUCAAUACUGUGAAGAACCAGUCAAGUAUACUGGAGGAAGCGAUGGGUUCCCGCGCGCGCGCCCCGCUGGCCCGGCUGGCGGACGCGCUGGACGCGCCCGUGGCCAACCAGACCGCGCUCGGCACUCUGCUGCGCGCGCUCUCAGCUCUCCGCAACAACGCCAGUGCUGCCGCUUCAGCUGCUGAUAAUCUACGGCGGCCACUCGCUGCUUUGAAUCUUGAUGCUUUUAUGAAGAAAGCGUGGGUGUGGGAGGCAGCUCGCUGGGCUGGCGGCAUGGCAGGCUGGUGCUGCGGCGGCGCGGUGUGCGUGGCGCUGCUGGCGGCCGCAGCCCGCCGCUCGCGCCGCGCGCUACUGCUGCUCUGUGUUAGUACAGUGGGGGCCCUGGGCGCGCUGGUGGUGUGCUGGCUGGCGGGCGCGCUGCUGGCGGCGGGCGCGGUGGCGGCGGCCGACGCCUGCCAGGACCCCGCCGCCGCGCUCGCGCACCACGCGCCGCACUACCUGCCGCAGGACAUGGUGCACUACUACUUAUCGUGCAAGGUGUCCCGUGAGAAUGUCCUGACUGCUGAGCUGAGGAACGCUCAACGCGCCGUCGUGGCCGUCAGGCAAGCGCUCGCCGUGCUAGCCCGCGGAGCACCGCAACUGUUCAAUGAUCCUGGUCUGCAGCCAGCGCUGGGCGCGCUAGGAGCGGGCACGGGCGAGGCCGAGCGCGCGCUGGUGGCGCUGAGCGGCGCGCUGGAGUGCCGCAUGGCGCGCGCUUACUUCGUGGCCGCCGCGCGAGCUGCCUGCGACGCCGGACUGCAGGCGUUAUCACUCCAGUUGCUCGCGGCCGUCGCGGCUGGCUUCCUCUUCACUGCCAUCGUACUAGUCGACUCGCACGCUUGGAUAUACAUCAACACCAAACGAAGCGGCAGCGGCGAGGAACAAGCGCCGUUCCUAUCGUCUGGCGGCAGCAGCCAGGCGUCACGCACGCUGCCGCGGCCCGCGCACUACCCCAACGGCAAACCGCCUUCGUACGGUGCUGCUGUACAACUUAUGGACCUCGACCGGCCAAGCCCCAGCAAGCCACCCUCCUACGGCGCUGACGUGCAACUCAUGGACUUCGAAAAACCAAGGUCGCGCAUGUCGGGCAGCGCCACGCUGGGGCGCGGCGCGGGCGCGGGCGGCGCGGGCGCGGCGCUGGGCGGCGCGCACACGCUGGGCCGCGCGCCGCACAACGGCAAGUACGCCACGCUCAGCAAGCAGUGCAAGACGCUCGAGAGCAGCGACUUCUACUGAGACCGGCCCGGCGGCGGCGCGCACGAACACACGCCUGGUCAGGCAGGGCGCUCGACGAGCUUGAACCGUUUCGACCCGAAGUACGCGUCGUUCGGUCCGCGCGCCCCUCGGCCGCGCCCCGCCGCAGCCGCCGUGUCGCUGGGCACGUUCUCCGCGCCGCCGCCGGCCGCCGACAAGUACGCGACCGUGAGGCCCGCGCGCCGCGCCGAGCCGCA
Molecule: messenger RNA, 2363 nt
Organism: Trichoplusia ni (cabbage looper)
Lineage: Eukaryota; Metazoa; Arthropoda; Insecta; Lepidoptera; Noctuidae
Product: protein tweety-like
Exons: 15
Coding region: 487-2148 (553 amino acids)
Cellular component (GO): plasma membrane
Molecular function (GO): intracellularly calcium-gated chloride channel activity; volume-sensitive chloride channel activity
Source: RefSeq, a predicted model, not a curated record